Molecule: messenger RNA, 3004 nt
Organism: Malaya genurostris
Lineage: Eukaryota; Metazoa; Arthropoda; Insecta; Diptera; Culicidae
Gene: pyx
Product: transient receptor potential channel pyrexia
Exons: 6
Coding region: 212-3004 (930 amino acids)
Biological process (GO): transmembrane transport; monoatomic ion transport
Cellular component (GO): membrane
Molecular function (GO): protein binding; monoatomic ion channel activity
Source: RefSeq, a predicted model, not a curated record
CACUUCCACCGAGCAACAUCGGAUAACGGUACAGUCCGCGAGGAUCAACCAAGGCCAAACCCGGUUAGUUGACAGUCAGAAGAGGACGGAUACGGAGAAAGCGUUUCUUUGGCUACUGCAGAUACCUACUACGACGAAGACGCUUUGAGGAUGUUUCUCGCGAAUCACAGUUGCUUUGAUAAAUCUUAACAAACGGACGAAGACAGAACGGAUGGAGGCGGUUAGAUUUUCAAUAAUUGAAAACGAAAUGAAGUGGGAGGACGAGUACCGUAUGUACUACCAGGAUGGGCAGGACGAAACACCGUACGACCGGUCGACAUGCGGAACCGAACGCUACCGGUUGAGCAUUUCGAGUGAAAGUGACGUUGCCGGAGUGGAAAUCUCUUCCCCGAAUCAACCAAACGAUCUGUGCUGUUCGGGUAGUCGCGAGGGUCAGGAAGAAAUCUGGGCCUUUUCGGAGAUUGAGAGUACACUUAAAGAGUUGCCGGAUGCGGAGAGGAUUGGUGAGUUGUUCAUCAGUGUGGUUCCGAUGGAGGACGCUCUGCUGGAUUAUAACUACAGUCUGGACAGUACCCUGUUGCUAGCUGUAUGGACUAGCAAACACGACAUGUUGAAACAGUUGCUCGGGCGAAACGAUGUUAACAUCAAUGCUACCGAUGGCUGGGGUCGCACCGGAAUGCAUCUUGCGUGCUACAUAGGUGAUUACAGAGCGGUCGAACUACUGCUUCAACAUGGUGCCAGAGCGCAGACUUGGGAUAGAGAACGCAAGGCUACACCGUUGCACUGUGCGGCCAGUUGCGGUAGCAUCGAUUGUAUUGCUCAGUUACUCGCGAAAGGCGUUGACAUAAACGUCGGCAUCGAGAAACAUUCCCCUCUGCACUACGCGGUUCAGCGGAACAGUCGGAAAUGCGUAGAAUUUCUGCUGCAGAACGGUGCCAAUUCGAACACUCCCCAGGUGUACACGCAAACUCCACUGCACGUAGCGGCUGCGAACGGGUUCGUGGAAUGUAUGGACCUACUGUUGCAGCAUGGUGCCGAUGCGCGGUCUCAGUACGGGCAGAAAAAGAUUACCGCGUUGCAUCUGGCCGCUUCCGAAAACUACCUUGAAUGCGUUAAACUACUCAUCACGGCCGGUGCAGACAUCGACGCCCGGAAUCGGGACCAACAGACGCCACUCCAUCUGGCGUGUCUUUCCCAGUGCCACGAAACGGUAACCUAUCUGAUCAGCCGGAACGCCGAUGUCCACGCCGUUUACCGUGACGGCCGGACGGCACUGCAUGCUUCGAUUGUGAAGGAAUCGCGCUUCUGGGAUUGUACCCUGAGUUUACUACGGGCCAAGGUAGACGUGAAUCGAGCAGACAAUUUUGGCUACACUCCACUGCACAUCGCCGCCCUGAACGAGUUCAGCAGCUGCGUGUUUAUGCUAAUCCAAUACGGGGCGGACAUUACGGCUCGAACUAAUGGAGGCGUUUCUGCCCUAUCGUUCAUCAUACGGCGUACGCCGGAAAUUAUCCCGAAGUUUAUCGACAAAUUGGAUACGGCAAUCAGUGUCAACAGCAUCCACGAAAUCGGUGACGUGGAUUGUGAGAUUCGGUUGGACUUUCGACCGCUGGUGCCGAACAAUGACCGCGGUGAGACCGAGCUUCUGCUGGCAUUCAUCGAGGUUGGUCAGAGACGUAUCCUGAAGCAUCCACUGUGCGAGACGUUUCUGUUGCUCAAAUGGCGACGAAUACGGAAAUUUUUCCUCUUCAGUCUGUUCUACCAUGGACUGUUUGUGCUACUGUUUACCACCUUCGUGUUGGGAGUCUACGUGAAGGACUGUCGUGUACAGACGUGCAAAGCAUCCGCGUACGUCCCUGUCGUAGGGUAUAUUGUCAUUUUCCUGAAUUUGCUUCUGAUGUCGAAGGAGAUUUUUCAAAUGAUGCAUGGAUUCGUCGGCUACGUGCGCUAUUGGGAGAAUUGGUUGCAGCUGAGCAUCGGAAUCGGAAUCUUCUUAUGCACGUUGGAUCCAACGGUGGAGAUCAGUUCAGUGCCAACCUGGCAGCAUCACAUCGCAGCCAUCGUUAUCUUUUUGGCCUGGUUGGAACUGAUGUUGUUGGUCGGUCGAUUUCCGGUAUUCGGGCUGUACGUGCAAAUGUUCCAAACCGUGGCAAUCAAUUUCUCCAAAUUUCUCAUGGCCUAUUGCUGUCUGCUGGUGGCGUUCGGUUUAAGCUUCUGUGUUCUUUUUCCGAACUAUAUUGCCUUCAAGAAAAUCCUCCGAGGAUUGUUGAAAACCUUCGUAAUGAUGGCCGGAGAACUGGAGUUCGAAGAUAUCUUCUACGGAGAGAAUCUGAAGAUCGAAUACCCGGGAACUGCUCACGGAAUGUUUCUGGCCUUCGUGCUACUGGUGACGGUCAUUCUCACGAACCUAUUGGUAGGUCUAGCCGUCAGUGAUAUUCAAGGGCUGCAGCAAUCGGCCGGUUUGGAUCGACUGUCCCGCCAGGCAGAAUUGAUUUCACGUCUCGAGGGAUUGAUGUUUUCCCGAAUACUUCGAAAGGCACCGAUCCGUUUGUGGGCAAUUUUUCAGAAGAUUGCCCUUUUGAAAACAUCCCGCCUCAAGCUACACUUCCGGGUAAAACCGAACGAUCCCAGAGAAAAGAGGAUUCCAAAAGAGUUGAUAACAUCGAUCUACAAACUGGUGGCCGAGCGCCGGGAGCGGAAUCAAUCGAUUAAACGAAAGCAAACUUUUCACAAUAUGCAAACAUUUCAGGAGUUUCUGGAUGGUGACGAAGGUACUGUAACGCUUCGGAGGCAGCGUUUUCGGAAAACAAGCAAAAACCGAACCAUGUCGGAUAAUCCCUACCUGCAACCCAAUCGAGUAGAUGAUGGCAUGGCACCGAGAUCUAUCCUAUCCGGUUGUGGGCAACUGAAAGCCCUCGAAGACGGACAGAAACAGAUCGGCAAGAAAUUAGAUGAACUCUUGAAGGAGGUAGAGAUGCUUAAGGCGAAAGUGAAAAAGUUAUGA